UAAAUCAUUUAUGGGUUUAUGAUUACUAUAAUGAAGAACAUUUUGGGGUUCAAUUAAUCGUACAUUUCAAUUUUCCGGAAAGGUGACUGGUUGAUUAUCUUGAGCUCCACGAUGAUAAACAUACCGUGAUUGAUGUGUUUUUGUAAACGUCUUCUGUGAUGAGACUCUUAAUCUUCCUUUACUAUCGUGAAAUGAACUUUUGUUUCUUUUAGUGAUUAACCAUGUAAACUAUCUUGUAUCAAUGCUAUAAACCAACCAAAUAACAGAAGACAGACUUAUAAAAUUUUAUAUGUGAUGAAUUGAAAUAUCUAAGCUAUGGUUAAUAAUACUAUAAUUGUUUGGUUUAUGAUCUGAUUUUCUUAUUUUAAACGCUCAUUUCGUUAUUUUAUUCCAAAAGCUAUGUUUUGAAACAUAGAUCAGAUUAGUAAAAUUUCGACUAUACAAAACGUCACUGUGUACGUUACCAAACCGAUUGAGAAAGAGAGCCCAUCGAAGAUCUCACGUGCAUAUUCGCCAUUAAAUUAUAGGGGAUUGAUCGGACGUAGGUAAAUCUGCCACGUCAACAAAUCAUAAUAGAGAAGACAGAUUCCUCGAGAUCUUAAAAGAAAAACAAUUAAAGUAGGAGACCGACCAAUGAUAAUGCAAAACGCGCAUCUUACGUGGACCCCUUCGUACAACUUGGCCAUGUAAGUUAACGCUGAUCUCGACCGUUCAUUUGGCGGCUCCUUUUUUCUGAUCUGACACACAAAAUCCCAAAUUGUGAAAAUACAAUAAAAGUAUAUCAACUGUAAGUAAUCAGUGAAAAUAAAAUUAUAGCAGUAUCAGUUAGGUAACGUAUAUGUUUUUAUAAUAUUAUAAUUAGGAUGUUGAAAAUUUUGUUAUUACUCUGCGAGGCAUCGUGUUCUCCCAGAAAAUGUCAACUUCGUUUAUUAUUUUAAAAUUAAAUUAAUAAAAUCAUUUUCUUGGGUUUCCGAGACAAUUAUUUCUGUAUUUCAUAAUAUAUCAGUGUGUUCACGAUCAUUAUUAUGUUGUAAUCAUAUCAGUCCCGGAGUUAUUUCUCACAUUUGCAAAUUUGCACUCUCACUAUUCCUCAGACAUUAUGUUUUGAGUUUUCUUUUCCUUUUCCAGAAGAUUGGUUUUCUAGCUUUUUAUUUAUUUUACUAGUUAAAUUAAUAAAUGAUACUACUUUAAAAGAUAUAAACUGAAAAUAUAAAAAUUUACUAUUGACUAGUUAUUAGAUACUAUGUUUUAGUGAGAGAAAACAGUGAAAUUAAAAUAAACUUACUCAUUUUUAAUUUGUAUAAAAACUCCAUAGCCUUAUUCAGUCAGAAACAGAUAAAAUAUCUGACCAGGUUAAUCAAACUUUACACGGCAGUAUUUGCACUAAGACUACGCAUUUACAUAAAAAAAACACACAUGAGAUAAUUUAUUCUCAGUUACUUUUUUUCUACCAAUCAUGAAAAGGAAGAUUAUUACUCUACUUUACUCCCAUUUUUCUGUCUUUUCUUGAUUGAGAGUCAAAUUUCUACUGUUUAUUUGGAGUUGAACAUAGCAUGAAAAAUAUAAUUAAAUAAAAUAAAAAAUUAUUCAUUAUUCUCAUUUACCUUGGUUUAUUUCUUUAGACGGGAAGUUUUUUUUUUACUACUAAGUAGUAUGCAUGAAUGUAACUCUGCAACGUGACAAAAAAGUAGGAAAAAGAGAAAAUCCAAUCUUUUAAUUUCUGUAAUGUAAGAAUAGACACCAUCACCCAAAAUUAUAAUUUCUCAAGAGAACUAUAAGCCCAAAUCAUCUCCUCCCUCUCUGCAUAUUUCUUCUUCUCUCUUUUCCUUUUUACUCGAGAGAGAAAGAAACUGGUUUCUCGUUUACUUUUCUUUCUAUUUAAGGGUUCAUUUGCUUCUUCUUGCACACUAUAGUUUUUCCCAAUUGGGUAAGCUCCAAGGUAGCUGCUUCUUCAGUAGUAUUAUUAUUAUUUUCAAUUUUUGUAGCCAUAUGUUUAUUUUCCCGAGAAAUUUUAUCCACACCCAGAUCUUUAAAUCUCAACUCUGAGUCUCUCUGAUACUUAUAAACUUACUCAUGCUUUAGUUUCCACCAAAUCUGGAAAACCAAUAGAUUUCUUCUGCAGAAUCUCAGAGCUAUACCCAGAUCUUGCCUAGAUUUUACCAUGGAUUCUCUCAACUCUUUUCCAAAAGUUUGAAACUUUUCUAGAUUCCUUGAAGUGGGUCUAAGCAACGCUUCAAAGAUAUUCUGAUGAUUUCUAUAAUCAAAAUAAAAACGAAGUAUCAUUUGACAUUGUUUUUUUUUGUGGUAAAAGUCAUUUGACAUUGUUCUUCCUUUGAUUCACCUAUCUCUUCAAACCCAAGAACUCUGAUUCUCUUUCUCCCAUUGAACUCUGUCGGUAUGUUUUGUUUUUAUAAAUCUUAAAGACAAAAAAAACAGAGCUAGGUUUUAAUUUUUUCGGACAUGGAGAUUCUGAGACCGACAACUUCACAUGUCUCCGGUGGGAGCUGGCUCAUGGAGGAGACCAAGAGCAACGUGGCAACUGCCCGUGAGUCUGCCACGUGGACGGCGGCGGAGAAUAAGGCGUUCGAGAAUGCUCUGGCGGUUUACGACGAUAACACCCCUGAUCGGUGGCAGAAGGUAGCUGCGGUUAUCCCAGGGAAGACCGUGAGUGAUGUCAUCAGACAGUAUAACGAGCUGGAAGCUGACGUCAGCAACAUCGAGGCCGGUUUAAUCCCUGUUCCCGGUUACAUCACCUCGCCGCCUUUCACUCUGGAUUGGACCGCUGGUGGUGGUGGAGGUGGAUGUAACGGUUUCAAACCGGGUCAUCCGGUUGGUAAUAAACGGUCUCCGGCCGUUAGAUCGCCGGAGUUGGAGCGGAAGAAAGGUGUUCCUUGGACGGAGGAAGAACACAAGUUAUUUCUAAUGGGUUUGAAGAAAUACGGAAAAGGGGAUUGGAGGAACAUAUCUAGGAACUUUGUUAUAACAAGAACGCCAACGCAAGUCGCUAGUCACGCCCAAAAGUACUUUAUAAGGCAACACUCUGGCGGCAAAGACAAGAGACGAGCAAGCAUUCACGAUAUAACCACCGUAAAUCUCGAGGACGAAGCUUCUUUGGAGACGAACAAGAACUCCUUGGUUGGACGAGAACAGCAUUCACGACUAGGCGGGUUUCCUUGGAGCCAAAUGGACAAUACUGGAAAUCAUGCAGACGCUUUCAACAUAACGAUAGGUAACGCUCUUAGUGGCGUUAACUCGUACGGCCAGGCUAUGCUAGGGCCGUUUAACACGACCGCUGAUUCUUGCUACGAUGCGCAGAGCACAAUGUUUCAGCUAUAGCAAGUUGUGAUACUCUAAUUGGAUGUAAGUUAAAUUCUUAAUUUUUCAUAUGGACGGAACAAUCGUAUUUGAAAAUUGUAUAAUAAACGUUCAUUGUGUUGAUUGAUUCCAAUUUAAAAUAGUUAAUAAAUGUUUCGUGUCAAUACCU
Messenger RNA from Brassica rapa (field mustard), 3484 nucleotides. RefSeq names its product transcription factor DIVARICATA. Gene Ontology annotation, molecular function: DNA binding. Lineage: Eukaryota; Viridiplantae; Streptophyta; Magnoliopsida; Brassicales; Brassicaceae. The record is from RefSeq and is a predicted model, not a curated record.